AUGUACAAUAAAAAUACCAGGGAGAUGACGAGAUGCCAGCUCUCGGGUUGCUCAGCCGACCUUACCUACAUGUCAGCACAACAGCGACAGGCUCACUACGAUUCUCACUUCAACGAUUCAAAUCAGAAACAAUUUGAAGCCUCGAGUUCAUCUGGUCCUUCCAACGCUGAGACUGCCUCGAAGGCUUGGGUCCAUCUAUGCCGCACAAGCAGUGAGGAUCGGAAGAUCAUUCCCGCUGGGGGAAACGUUUUCUGGCAUUCCUCUCAGUCAAGUCCUCCCCCGCCCAAUUUCAGCCCAGGAUUAAUACCUGUUGUCAAAAACGCCUUAAUCAAGUCCCAUUCCAAAGGAUAUACGCAACGUGCCUGGCUUUGUUUCGACAGAGUUGCUCAUGUCUACGGGGAACAGUUUGACCGGUCAUGGGGCUGUGGAUACCGCAACUUUUUGAUGGCGUGCACAGCCCUGAUGGUCCAGUCGGGACAGCCUAUGUAUUUUCCUCUGUUGGACGAUCCAACGCCACCAGGGGUCCGCAAUCUUCAGUCCUGUAUUCAAGAUGCUUGGAGUAAAGGAUUCGAUGCGGAAGGAGCCAAAGAAUUGAAACAUCAGCUUGUGGGCACUCGUAAGUGGAUAGGGACAGCAGAGCUAUAUGUCGCUUUUACAUUUCGCGGGAUACCAGCGCGCUUAGUGGACUUUGACUUGUCAAAGAGAGGACCGGAAAUUCUACUUGAAUGGGUCGCCCAGUAUUUCUUUUCAGGGGUGCUACAGCCAAAGCAGACCAAUGCCUUUGAUGUGCUCCGUGGCGCACAGGCUGUUGUGGACACAGACAGGAUGCCUCUGAUUCUCCAGCACGCUGGCCACUCGCGAACCAUCGUCGGGUAUGAGCAGUGCAAGAAUAGCAUGAUCAAUUUGCUAGUGUUCGAUCCCUCGAGGCGCAUCCCGGCAGAUAUACGAAGGGUAGGGAUUUUAAGCCACACUGCAGCAGCGGCCGGUGGCACGCCAGAUAAAUUCCAUCAGGUGCUACAUCCAGUACAAACCACACAAACGCACAAGCGAAAGGCAAGUCACAGAUUGCUCAACGAUCCUUCGAAGAGAAUGCGUGCGGCAGCGUCCGCCUCGCGUCCUGGACAGGAUGUUAUUGUUGUCAGCGACGACGACGACGACGACGAUGAAAAGGACAGACAUGAACUUGGCCCAGAUCCCAGCAAAGUACUCAAGAUCUUCAGACUGAGCACGACCACGCUACGGAGGAAGGAUAAAUACCAGAUCCUCUAUUUUCCGCUUGAAGAUCCUCUCACUGAAUCUGAACGUCGGGCCCGGCGGGUUGUGACCUCCGCUGUAGUUCGAUGA
This is a messenger RNA of Sparassis crispa, 1344 nucleotides long. Its product is annotated as DUF1671-domain-containing protein. The record is from RefSeq and is a predicted model, not a curated record. NCBI's taxonomy places the organism in Eukaryota, Fungi, Basidiomycota, Agaricomycetes, Polyporales, Sparassidaceae. The transcript has 11 exons. The coding region runs from base 1 to 1344 and encodes 447 amino acids.